Messenger RNA from Podarcis lilfordi (Lilford's wall lizard), 12863 nucleotides. NCBI's taxonomy places the organism in Eukaryota, Metazoa, Chordata, Lepidosauria, Squamata, Lacertidae. The record is from the annotation of a GenBank genome assembly.
GGCCGGGCUGUGGCGGUGCGGCGAGGCCGGGGCGAUCGGUGCCCGCCGGGCUCCUCCGGGCGGGCCGGCAGCGGCGGCUGCUGCAGCUGCUUCUGCCUGGGCGGCAUGAAGGGGAAGGAGGAGAAGGAGAAGGAAAAGGAGAAGGAGGGCGGCGGCGGAGGCGGCGGCGCGGGGCUGACGGGCGGCGGGCCCGGUGUGGGGCUGGUCGGCGGCGGCCUCGGCGGCGGCAGCCCGGAGAAGAGCCGCAGCGCCCAGGAGUACAAGGAGCAGGGCAACCGGCUCUUCGUCAGCCGAAAGUACCCGGAGGCCGCCGCUUGCUACGGGCGGGCCAUCGUGAGUUGGGCCUCUGUUUUGGGGGGGAGGACGGCGAGAGGGCCCGGAGGAACGGAGUGGCCUCUGAGCAUGGGCAGAGUGCGCUCACUUGAGAGGCUUGGUCUCGCUUUCGAGGGGGCGAGAGGGGGCUUCGUUUGAGCUCAGGCCCCGGACUUUAUCCUGAGUCGGAGGGGGGCGGGUCGUGAAGAUAGGGAGUGUGUACCUCUGAGCAUGGACCGAGUGCUGAGUGUUGUUGUUUAGAGGCUGGGCGGAGCGUUGGAGGGGCGGAGCGAGAGCAGGAGGAGGAAGCUCAGGCCCGUGAGCCUUAUCCUGGGAGAAUAUAUGAGAAGUGGGGAGAAUGCCUCUCUGGGCAUGUGCAGAGGGCCUGCUCUCAGGUAUGGUGGCAUAGGAAGCAAGCUGCAGGGUGACCAAGACUCAGUUGGAGCCUCCCAGCUGCUCCCCAGUGUUUUGGGUUUACCCCAAGAAUAGCUGAAGGGGAGUAAGAAAAGAGCUCUCUGAACAUGGGCAAAGUGCAUGCUAUGUAGAGCCUGGCGUCAGACUGCAGGGUAGGAGAUGAUGCAAUAGUGGUGUAGGAGGUAAGUGUCCUUUGGAUCGCUGAGCCUUUUCCUCCGAGAUAUGAAGGGAGGUGUGACCAAACAAAAUGGCCCUCUGAACACGAGCAGAGUGCUUGCCCUCUUGAGACAGAUGGGGGUGAGGUGAGGAGAGGAGAUAAACUGGGAGGUGCCAAUGCCGGAGUUCAAUCGGAGCCUGGAUAGGCUUACUCUAAAAAUAAUUUGAAGGGGCAACGCGGGGGAAAGUGGCAAGGGCACUUUUCUCUGAGCAUGGGCAGAUUAUGAUUCUGGCCCUUGAUUUGACAGGGGCAAGGUAGGGGGAACAGUGGACAUUAAGAAGCAAACCUGGGUGUGUGACUAGGGCUCUAUUUGUGCCAAAGCUCAUCCUUCUCUUCCCCCUGCCAAAAAACCUUGUUUUAAUGCUCAGUUUUAUCUCCAGGAAUGUGUGAUAGGAGGCAGUGAGGAAAGGCAGCAUUUCUGAGCAUGGACAGAGAGCAUGCUUUAAGGCCUUGCAUGCAGAAGGCCCCAAUUUCAAUCCUCAGGUUGGGUUUGCAGAGAACCCUGCCUGAAAUCCUGGGGAGCUGCUGCCAGUCAGUGGAGACAGUACUGAGCUAGAUGGGACUCAGUAUAAAGCAGCAUCCUGUUUGAACCUCCAGACUUGUUUUUCACUGCAAACUCACUUGGCGACCUUUUGCCAGCCACCCUUCUUUGUAAGCCUCAACCCUUCCUACUUUGGACAGUUCUGAAUAAAGGUCCCGCCUUCCUCGUUUGAGUACAGAUUAAAAAUGAGUUCUUAGGUUGUCUUCAGCCAGAUUUCAUGUGCCCCUAUCCAUGCAGCAAGGCUGAUAACACCACAGGUGCACAUUUAACAAUUAGCACUUCUGUGGCUGCACAUUAUUUCUAUUGGGACUCAGAAUACAUGAUUCUCUGGUUGCAAUCACUCUGUCUCCAGGGGUUUCCCUGAGAUCUGCACCAGUUCUCUUCACUGUUUUGAGACCUGUGAUCUACCUUUCAGAUUAAGCGGCUGCACGCUACUUUUUUUUUUUAAUGGUAGCUGCCUGCCUGGAGGAAUAAUGAUAAAUAAUCAGCUGCUCAAAUGAUACAACCUCACAGACAAGAUGGGUAGCUCAGUCAGUAGAGCAUGAGGUUCUUAAUCUUAGGGUCAUGGGUUCCCGCCCCAAGUAGGGCAAAAGAUUGCAGGGGGUUGGAUUAGAUGACGCUUGUGAUCCCUUCCACCUCUACAGUUCUGUGAUUCUUUGAAGAUAUACUGGGGUUUAAGCCUUUUCGAAAGCCAUGGCUUAGACUUGGCAGCCCUUUCUCGGAUUCUAAAUGGAAUGUAGGAAAUGCACUCUGCCCAUGCAAAACGAAACAAAAACAAAACGCUGCUCUUUGCAGGGUGGGGCAAACUCAAAAUCUGACUGUACAGUGGUACCUCGGGUUACAUACGCUUCAGGUUACAGACUCCGCUAACCCAGAAAUAGUACCUGGGGUUAAGAACUUUGCUUCAGGAUGAGAACAGAAAUCAUGCUCCGGCGGCGCGGCGACAGCGGGAGGCCCCAUUAGCUAAAGUGGUGCUUCAGGUUAAGAACAGUUUCAGGUUAAGUACGUACCUCCAGAACGAAUUAAGUAAUUAACCCGAGGUACCACUGUACUUAAACCACUCCCUGGUCCAAGUUGAGAGAUCAGUAAGACGGAACUUGCCUCUCAUUCUGUAGCGGUUGUAGCCUUGCCCCAUACUUCAGUGGUUCCACUCAUCUAGGGCUGUUUCCAAGAGGUGGUCAUGGGAAGCUGCUGUUCAGCGCCGUUGGAGUUCUCCUCUGGUGUCCCGCAGGCUUCCGUCUUGUCCCCCAUGCUAUUUAACAUCUAUGUGAAGCCUCUGCGGACUGUCAUCCAGGGAUUUGGAGGGGCGUGCCACCAAUAUGCAGAUGUCACCCAACUCUUAUCUCUCGGUUCCAUCUGAAUCAGGAGAGGGAGUUGAGGUGCUAGGCCAGUGCUUGGAGGCAGUGAUGGGCUGGAUGAGGGCCCAUAAACUGAAGCUGGAUCCUGAAAAGACAGAGUGUCAUGUGCCCUGAGUUCUCGCUUCUGGGAGGUGAGCUGCCCUGGAUGGGCUUGCACUACUCCCCUAGAGGUGUGUGUGGCACCUUCAAUAUACAGCUCUCAGUGAAUGCUGAAGACACACCUCUUAACACUGGCUUUUGACACUUGGUGUCUGUUUUUAGAACCUUCCUUAUAUUUGAAAUUGUAAGGUGCUUUCAAUUGUUUUUAAUGUUGUGUUUUAAUUCCAUAACCUGCCCUGGGACCUUAGGGUGAAGGGUGGGUAAUAAACAACAACAACAAUAAUCUAAGAAAUAGAGACCCGCCUGAAAAUGAUUUCAUCCAAGGAUAUGAAGCUGCCCUGUUUGUCCAUUUAGCUUGGUAGUGUCCACACUGACUGGCAGUGGCUCCUUUAGGAUUUCCCUGGAGAUUUCCCCCACUGCCUGAAGAUGCUGGGGUUUGAACCCAGAACUUUCUGCAUGUAUAGCAUGUGCUCUGCUUCUGGGCUAUGGCAUGUCUACUAACAAAUAAAGUAAGUUUCUAGUCCUCAUGAAGAAAAGGCUGUAUUAACCCAAAACCAAGGAAGCUGUCUUAUACCAAGUUCGAGCAAUGGCCCAUCUAAGCCACCCUGACUGGCAAUGGCUCUUCUGUGAAUUUUAGAUGAGGGUCUCUCCCAGUCCUACCUGGCGAUUGGAGGGAUUGAAUCUGGGGCCUCACCUUCUCCCAUAGAUCCCUUGAGGGUUGUUUUAGUCUCCAUCUGGCCCCUCAUGCUUAUAUUCUCUUUCUUUUCUUUUAGAACCGGAAUCCCUUAGUGGCAGUCUAUUACACCAACCGCGCCUUAUGCUUCCUUAAGAUGCAGCAGCACGACAAGGCCCUGGCUGACUGUAAGCAUGCCCUGGAGUUGGACAGCCAGUCCGUGAAGGCGCACUUCUUCCUGGGGCAGUGCCAGAUGGAGAUGGAGAACUAUGACGAGGCCAUUGCUAACCUUCAGAGAGGUAAGCUGGCUCUCGUUUCCAGGCUAGACGAGUGGGUAGGGGUGUGUCUUUCUAGGUACCGCCUUUCAGUGCAAGGUGGUCACAAGUUGACCAAUCAGUUGAAUAGAAUCAACCAUAGCUGCCUUGCACUGAGCCAGACCAUUGGUCAAUCUAGCUCACUACUUUCUACACUGACUGGCAGCCACUUUCCAGGAUUUUAGGCAGGGAUUUCUCCCAGCCUUUGCCAGGGUUUGAACCAGGCAUCUGCCCAAGUCAAAAUGAAUUCUGUAUCGCUUAACAAUCCGGCAAGGACAGCUUUGUCUUUGAAUAGCAGUUUUAGCCAGGGAGUCUAGAACAGCCACAUGUCUUUGACCUGAGAGCAAUUGUGGGGCCAAGCCUUUAGGCAUCCAACUUAUACGCAGUCAGAAACUGUGGUUUGUUCAUAUUGUUUUCGUAGAAUGAGCCAGGACCAAGCCAUGCUUCCAGUCUGGCUUGUUCCGAAACCACAGCUUAAACAAGCUUCAGUUCCCUCAGUUCAGGCACCACCAUCACCAUAAUCAUUAAUUAAAUUUAUAUACCGCCCUAUACCCGCAAGUCCCAGAGUGUUUCACAGGAUAAAAUCAAAAUAUAAAACCACAAAAUACAUAAUCAAAACAAAAACAACCCUGUAACAGCCCCCCAACACAUUUUAAAAGGGCAUAGGAUGUCAAUCAAUCAAAGGUUUGGUUGGUUUGACUAAAAGUAGAAGUCAAGGUUUCUUUUCUCCUUAGAAUUGUAGAGUUGGGAGGGACCAUGAGAGUCAUCUAGUCCACCCCCUGCAAUGCAGGAAUCUUUUGCCCAAUGCAAGGCUCAAACCCACAACCCUGAGAUUAAGAGUCUCCUCUUAAUAGCUCCUACUGAGCUAUCCACAGGGCUGAGAAAGAAGAAAAGAGUGAGGUAUCAACUUGAAAGUCAUUCAGGUUUGUUCAUGUGUAUGGGCAGUCAGUGCAGACUUUAGAGCACUAGAGUGGCAUGCCAGCAAUGGUCUGUCCCCAUCAACACAGCCUAGUUUUGCCCCAGCUGGAGCCUUUGGCACAGGCCCACAUAGAGCACACCGCAUUGCAAGAUCUUUAUUUCGUCUCCUCCUCCUUGAUAUAUAUUCCCCUCUACUCCAGCCUACAACUUAGCCAAAGAGCAACGACUGAACUUUGGGGACGACAUCCCAAGCGCUUUGCGGAUUGCGAAGAAGAAGCGCUGGAACAACAUUGAGGAGAAGCGGAUCAACCAGGAAAACGAGUUGCACUCCUAUCUCACCAAGCUCAUCAUGGCAGAGAAAGAGAGGUAAAAGAGAGUAUGAAAGAGAGGGAGUGAUGGCAGAUAUGGGUGGAGAAACUCUUGAAGAACAAAGGGGACUUUGUGUGUGUUGGGUGCAUAGCUUGUUUUAUAUACUGCAGUGGUAGAGAAGCUUUUUCAGCCACACUCCUUUGUUGGGCAGCAUUCAGAGGCCAUAUGCCAGAGGUGGGCAGAGCAAUGGAUGCAAUGCAUAGCCUUUGUACAGCAGGUUGCGCUACAGCCACCCAGAAGCCAGGACACCCAGCUCUCCAUCCAGGGAAGCAAGAUGCACCGUCACAAUCCAAAGCCCCUUUCCAGGCACUUGAGGACCUUGCAGAGCACAUCAGUGAAGGAGUGGCCCGGGGGAGAUGGAAUGAGCAAGGGCGGGGUGGGGAUCCUCAGUCCUCCAGAUGCUGUGGGACUACAACUCCCAUCAGCCCCCGCCAGCAUGGCCAGUAACCAAGACUGGUGGAAGCUGUAGUCCAGAAACAUCUGGAGGGCCAGAGGUUCCCUACCUGUCACCUGUAGAGAGUCCUGAGGGCCUGAUUGAGAGGUCUGAAGGGCCAUAUUCAUCCGUGGGCCUGAGUGCCUCUUCCCCACGCAGCUUACUUAUUAACUACAUUUCUGUGCCCGUCACCAGAGUUCUCUGAUGAGUGGUUUACAAGUAGAAGUAAAAACUGGAAAUCUAGAACAGACUUAACGUGGCACAGAGUUAAACCAAAUUAAAGCAGGUCUUUCACAACAACGUGAAAAGGACUUGGGAUUUUAAAAGCUGCCUCAGAAGUCGUAGGAGUUGUCUCCUCCCACUGAUAGCAGCUAUCUGGCUUCUCAGGGAGAUGAGGUUCUUUCCCAUCAGCCGCUGAGCCUGGCUCUUUUUAAGCUGAGGGUGUCAGGGACUGAAGCUGAAACCUUUUCAUGUGCUGUGACCCUGAGAGACAGUGCCUUCCUGCAACUUGCAGUGGCUUCUGACCUCCCUCUCCCGAUCGCUGUGUUUCUUGAUAAGUGACAUAAGACUGGUACUUUAGAUCAGGCCAGUGGUCUGACAUCCUGUUCUCACAGUGGCCAACCAGAUUCCUGUGGGAACUGGCAAGCAGGACCCAAGCACAAGAGACCUGCCCCCUCCUGUUCAGAAGGAUUACUGCCUCCAGUGGUGGAGGCAGGGUGUAGUCAUCAUGGCUGGUAGCCCUUGAUAGCCUUGCCAAGCUCAAGGUGGAGAAAAUCCCAUCACUAUUAGAAUGGCAAAGCAAUCUCUGUGAGUUUGUAGAAAUAGCAAAAUUGAUGGCAAUUAUUAGAGGCCACUCAAAUCAAAGAAUAAUUAGAGAGUGGGAUGGAGUGAAGGAAUACAUGAAAAAAUAUGGUUCUGGAAUUGAAAUAUCAAUAGAGAAUGUGUAAAACGUGCAGGGGUAAGCAAGAAAAUAAUAAUAGAAUCAACUGAAUAAUUAUUAAAUUAUAACAACACAACAAGAUGGAAGAAGUAAAAUAUUGAGAUCACACAUGGGUGAAGGGGAGUGGGGGGUAUAUGGGAACCUAUGAUAUCAUUUAUAAUAUAAUUUGCUAAUUGCGUUGUAUUUACAUAUAGCAAAGGGAAGCCUAGAGCAAUUAGAUAUAAUUUAAUUUAGGUAAUCUAUGUAAUAGGCUGUUAGAAAAUGAAUAUGGAUUUUGAAUUUGAUGUUUGUAAAUUUUUUUGGCUUUGAAAUAAAUUUUUUUUUAAAAAAGAUAGCCUUGCCAAGCUCCGUGAAGUUGCCCAAUCCCCACUUCUCUUUUAGGGAGCUGGAUGAAUGUCGACGGGCGCAGGAAGAGGAGAACGUGGAGGAAAGUCGCAGCCGCGUGCAGCUGGCCAACAUCGAAGCCAAACAUGUGAGGACCCUUGUCAAUCUUUGCCCGGGCUCAGCCUAUCUAAGGGCCCUCGGUUGACUGUUUUGUUUGGGUUGUCACUGCUUGGUGUCAGCAGCUGUGAUGGGGUGAGACAUCUGUCCCUCGCCCCCAUUAACUGGGGGGGGAUCUGCCAGGGUUCAGCCCUGCUCUGACCUCAACCUCAGAGGGAGGAGCAAGGGAAUCGGGACCCUUCGGCAGUUUUCUACACUGCCAGUGUCCCAGAAAUGCCAGUGGGGUGUCUCUUGCUAAACGUUUGCUCCAAGUAGACCUAUUGAAGUGGCUAUUCAAUGUUCAUGAUGGAAUUCUAGAACUGUAGUGCUGGAAGGGACCACGAGGGUCAUCUAGUCCAACCCCCUGCAGUGCAGGAAUCCUUUGCCCAAUGCGGGGCUCGAACCCACCACUCGGGAGUCUCAUUCUCUACCGACCGAGCUAUCCAACCCCCUACAAUGCAGAAACCACAUCCCUGACAGAUGGCCACCCCACUGCUGUUUAAAAACCUCAAUUUCAGUGGGUCUACUCUGAGUAAGACUAAUCUUGGCUGCAACCCAACAGAUCAGGUAAAUCCCUGCCCUAGGACUGGAAGCCCCGUCUGGGUUGCUGUCCAGCUCCCUGGCCCCGAGAUGUCCCCCACAGCGGAAAGUCAGAGGGAACUUAGCAGGAUUGUACGGGGAGCUGUUGAAAAGUCCAGGAUAUCCUCAGGAGAAAGGUGUCACAGCAUUCCACGUGCAAUUUAGGAACAUGAGUUCAAAACUGUACGGAACAGGUUACUAUUGCGCAAUUUGUACUGAUACGGAAGAACCGGACAUACCUGUCUCUUGUUUGCUCCCAAGGAAGGUGUCUAGAGCGGCACAUGGACUUCCUGUUCUGUUCAGGGAUGUAUACACAGGCUGGCAUAACUGAGCUGACUGCAGUGUUUGCAUCCCAAAUUAAAACGCUUUGUAAGCAACUUUUGCAGCAGGAGUGGAAGAACCUGUGGGCCUCCUGAUGUUGUCAGACUCCGUCAUCUCUGACUGCUGGCCGUGCUGGUUGGGGCUGAUGGGAGUUGGAAUCUGACAGCAUCCGGAAGGCUGCAGGUUUCUCCUGCCCCUGUUUUUACAGAAGUGCUAAGAGGUUUCAGUUUCUGUACUAAUCUUGUUCAAAUAUUUAACAAUGGAAAAAUGUGUUGUUUAGGUUUUUCCCCGUGUGUGUGUAAAUUUGGAGAUCUAUGGACCAUUCAUAAACUUGACCUGAACUGCUGUUUUAUAAAGAGGUGCAAUUGUCCCUCUUGUUUGUCUGCGUUCAUCAUCUAGAUAUGACUGUUUGCCCCAUCUAUAGCUAGCUGCUUAAUUCCCCCACCUGCUUUCUGCGUUGAGCCUCUGCUCCUUCCGGCUAAGGGAUCUGUUUCUCUUUUAGGAAAAGUACCUAGCAGACAUGGAUGAGCUGUUCUCCCAGGUGGAUGAGAAGCGGAAGGUGAGGGCAAGCUCAAGCAGAGGGCCAUGCUCCUCGGCUCCAUUUGCGUAUUUCCCCAGCUUUUAUAUUCCAUCACUCUUCUAUUAUGGAACCCAAGGCAGUGUCCAUGGGGGUUCCCAGACAGCUUGGGAAGUUCAUUUUUAAAAGGGACGAGUUUGACAUGUCAAAAAAAAAAGGGAACAAAUUCCAGUUAACUUUUGUCCCUUUACAAAAUGAACUGAUUUGGUUCAUGUUUCAUUCAAAGUUCAAAUUCAUCCAAGUUCAUUGGAGCCCCCUAAUUGAAGUUGAUUAGUAACAUGACUUUUGGUUGGCCCAACCUGGGUAGAUCUGUACAUCAGCCCUCUCAGAUCCUAUGAUCGGCCAGUGAAACCUUGUUGGUGUGGCUCUGACUUGAGACAGGGCCUUUUCAGUGCUGACUCCCCCGGUUGUGGAAUGCCCUCUGUCUCCAUCAUUAUUAACCUCCAGGAGAAAUUUGAAAACAUUUUUGUUUGCCCAGGGAUUCGAUGGCUGAAGGACACUGUUUUAUGGCAACCUUUAGAUCAUAGAAUCAUAGAGUUGGGACCCUGAGGGUCAUCUAGUCCAACCCCCUGCAGUGCAGGAAUCCUGCCCACAGCUCUCCCUGGGGGGGCUCAAAUCACCAGCCUUCUGGUUAACAGCCAGAUGCACUGACCCAUGAGAAAAUGUUUUUAACUGAUUUUAGAAUUUGUUUUUAGAAUGCAUAUAUAUAGGAUGAGUUUGUCACCCUGGGUGCCUUCUUGGUAGAAGGACAGAAUAUUAUAAUCAACAUACUUAUUUCAGGCUGUUAAGAUCAAAUUUAUUGUUAAGGCAGCCAAAUACAAGAUAUAGCCAAACACAAACAUAAAAUAUACAUACAUAAAAUAGUAAGAAUUAUACCUGAAAAACUGGAUCUAUACAAUAAAUAGAACGUUCAUAGAAAACAGAAUCUUAACUCUCGAGAGCGGCCCCAUGACCUUGCCUAAGGUGAGCUGCCUUCACUGCUAAUUCAGUCAUAUUAAACAUUGCACACUUGUCUGAACCAAACAACAGAUAGUUGAUUUAAUUUGACUGUUAGAAAAGAGCGAGCUUGACUUUAGAUGAUGUGCCCACAUGUCGCAGGGACCAUUCUCUUUCAAGAGGCAUUCCCUCGUAUGAGAGAAAUAAGAGUGUGUGCCUGCUAACCACAUUAUUAUAUGAAAUUCUUAUGCUAAAAUAAUUUUUAAAGCUGCUAUGUUAUUGGAGGUCCCUUUUUAAACAGUCAAAAGGUUUGAGAGAAUGACCGGCCCAAAGUCAUCUGUAGCUGAACAGGAAUUGGAAGCCAGGCUUCUCCACUCCCCAUCUCGCUGUUCCAUCCAAUACCCAUCACAUACCCUAUAAGAGGAGAUGGGGAACCUGUGGCCCCUCCAGAUGUUGCUGAACUACAGCUCGCAUCAGCCUUGACUAUUGAUCAUGCUGACUGGAGCUAAUGGAAGUUGGGCGUCCCAACAGCUGGAGGGCCAGAGGUUUCCCCUCCCUACUUGAAAUCUGCCUAAGUUUAACUCUGGUUUUCUCCUUUGAGCCAGAAGCGUGACAUCCCGGAUUACCUGUGUGGGAAGAUCAGCUUUGAACUGAUGCGAGAACCCUGUAUCACGCCCAGCGGGAUCACGUAUGACAGGAAAGACAUUGAAGAGCACCUCCAGGUAAUUCAGGCCUUUUGGCACGAUGGUUGCGCAGGUGUGAUGGUAGUGACAGGGUUCAGAAGGGGAGGUGCAUUGACUUCCUAAUAUAGAACAAAUGCAACAACAGCUUCCUAAGCCCCACAGCUUGUAUUUGGAAGGAAAAGUUGAGUUUCUUGCCCAAAGAGCACAAAAGGGAAACUUUUGGCCCUCCAGCUGUUGCAGAACUACAACUCCCAUAUCAUUGGGCAUUGGCCAUGCUUGCUAGGUGCUGAUGGGAGUUGUAGCUCAGCAACAUCCGGAGGGACAAAGGUUUCCGCCAUGCCUGCCUUAGAGCUGAGAAGGUGGGGACUGCGAGAAUUUCAGAAGCCAGGAGGGGGCUGGACAAGGGGACUGGUUUGGUAGGGUGAGCCUCAGUGCCCCACCAACCCGACUGGCAAGACCAGAGCAAAUACAAGAGAGUUCUAAUGUAAGACAAAAUGAAAAGGCCACCAGAAUAAUUUCUGCAGAAGAGAGAAAUGGGGGACAGCUGCAUGGUUUUUAUAUUAGCUGUUAACCUUGCAUUCAAUCAACAGAAUUGCAUCAUAUUUCUGUGCAGACCCCAGCUAUACCACGAAUUGGUAGAAGGGGCUCGGAUCUCUCUCUCUCUCUCUCUCUCUCUCUCUCUCUCUCUCUCACACACACACACACACACACACACACACACACAUUGAAAGGAUGUGCAAGAGGGGCCACUCUAUCUCUGUAUUCAGCUGGCUGCAAAGGCCAGCAUGUAGCUGUACAUGUGUCAAGUUCCCCCCCAUGAGGGGAUCCUGAUUGGAGCAGGGUGUGUCUCUUCCAAUCUUGUGUCAAGGAGCUCCACACGCAUACAUGGGUGUUGGAUAGUAAGGUGGUAUGAGAAAUAUUUCACUUGUGUAAGCAAAGGCAGGAGCCCCAAGUGCCUGUCCCUGGAGAAUGCCUGCAGUAUCUCUGGAUGAGUUACUGCUCUGGCCAGGAACCCUUCCAGGAGGCCUCUGAAGAACGCAGGCACUUCUGCCACAACUUUGCACCAGGUUUGAUGGGAUCGUUCUGUUAUCCACAGUGCAGCGAUCCAGAUGCAGCAGGGCUCUCUGCCCUCAGAUAGUUCUCACCUCCCUCUGAGAAUUGCACCUCCAGUCGUUUCAAAGAUGAAAGAGAGGACAUAGUUUUUGAAAGGUCAUCAGAGGCCUAAAAAAAUAGGGUUGGUGUCCAGUGCUUGGGGUCAACCUGUUGAAAUGAACAAACAGAACUUAGGUUUACUCAUUUCAGCAGGCUUACUCUGGUGAAACAUUAGUUUACACCCUUAAACCAUUUUAGGGAUUUAAAAAAAUGUCUUUGAUUUCAAUCCAGCUAGGGUGGGAACGCUGCCUUAUGCAACAGAUUUUGGGGGCAGAGGGGGCCCUGAAUCUGACCAUUUGGGGGCUGGUGGGAGCAUUUUUGUUGGGGGAGACGCGAGAGGCUUCCUGGGCAGCCGCCUGACUGACUCUCUUCUGGGUUCUUUCCAGCGUGUCGGCCACUUUGACCCCGUGACCCGCAGCCCCCUGACCCAGGACCAGCUGAUCCCCAACCUUGCCAUGAAAGAGGUGAUAGACGCGUUCAUAUCGGAAAACGGCUGGGUAGAAGAUUACUGACCACCGCAGGGGAGAGGCUGUGCUUGCAGCCUCCUCGUGGCGCCCCCCAGCCGCGGCAGCCAAGGCCACCGGACUGCUAGAGACUGGCUCUCUGAGCUUGCUGGGCCAGCGCCAUGCCUUACUCACUGUCUGUCUUGCUUUCCCUCCUCUUCCUGCUCCGGCUGGCCGGGCCGCCUCAUCCUGUGCCAGCUCGGGGCCCGUAUGUCACCUCCCUGGGGUGGGCCAGGGCUGCAGAAAAGCCUCCUUGGCGUCGGCUUGGUCCCAGGCCGCUUUCCAACAUGGGCAAAGCUGGGAGCCUCAGGCCUGGCUCUGAGGUGGCGGGGAAGACCAGCCCUGUUUCGAGGAGGGAGGCCCGCAGCAGCACUUUCCCUGAGGGCCACGAAAUGCGUUGUGUGAGGGGCAGACACCCCACAGUGGCAUAUGAAGGAUACCACGUCGGCCCCGCAAACUGCACCCCACAGCCCUCCAGGCAGAUGGACACAUUUCCCUCAACACACACACACAUCCCUUCCCACUUUGACUAUGCUGCAGUUGUUGGGCUCGGCCUUUGCGGCAAGCCACAAGCUGAAGGGGCUGGACUGCCCCCCUCCCGGUUCUCCCCAGCCCCCCCCCAGCUUGGCUUUGAGCUUUCUUCCCACUCCUUUCUCUCUCUGUACAAAGUUUUAGGUUCACCCCUCCCUUCCCACCUCGUUCCAUUUUCCUGCCUGCCCAGGAUAGUUGGGUUUAUUUUUAUUGUUUGGCCUCUUUACUCUGUAAAUAAAUAGCCACAUAUUUGGGGCUGGGUGGUGGAGGUGGGCACAGAGAUCUAAUAAUUAUUAUACAGACGACUGGAAUUUGGGUUUGGUUGGGGGAAGCACCUGCUUGUGUGGGAAGCUGAGCCCCCGGCUCUGUUCCAGGUAGUUGUUUUCCCAUUAAACCACUGAAAGUUCCUUCUUCUUGUUGUUGUUUUAUUUAAAACUCCUCCCUAAUAACAAAGGGAUAUUUUGAAGCAUAGUUAAUAUUAUUGCGGGGAGUUUUGGUCCUUUAAAAGGGGGC